This is a messenger RNA of Alosa alosa (allis shad), 3173 nucleotides long. RefSeq lists its product as uncharacterized. Gene Ontology annotation, molecular function: protein binding. The record is from RefSeq and is a predicted model, not a curated record. NCBI's taxonomy places the organism in Eukaryota, Metazoa, Chordata, Actinopteri, Clupeiformes, Clupeidae.
AUGGUAGGGGUGGUGGUGGCGGCGGUGGCAUUUGAGGGCACAGCAAGCAGCUGCACGUACAGAACCCUGCUGCCCUCCUACACGGUGCUGUGUGCCAAGACCGGCCUGCUUUUCGUGCCGCCCAACAUUGACCGGCGCACCGCCGAGCUGCGGCUCAUGGACAACUUCAUCACCACGCUGCGCCACCGCGACUUCGCCAACAUGAGCAGUCUCAUCCACCUGGCUCGGCACAACACCAUCCCAGCCAGAUCAUACUGGGCCUUAGCCGACCUCAGGACCCUCACGGCGGCUCACUUGAACCAACCGCUGACGGUGCUGGACGACACUCACCUGCAGGGCUUGGUCAACCUGCGCCACCUCAUCCUGGCCAACAACCAGCUGCACAGCAUCUCGGCCGGUGCCUUCCAGGACUUCCUGGAGACGCUGGAGGACCUCGACCUGUCCUACAACAACCUGGUGGACGUGCCCUGGGAGACCAUGGGCAUGCUGGUCAGCGUCAACACGCUGAGCCUGGACCACAACCUCAUCGAGUACGUGCCCGAGGGCAUCUUCUCCAACAUGCACAAGCUGGCGCGUCUGGACAUGACGUCCAACAAGCUGAAGAAGAUCCCGCCGGACCCGCUCUUCCUGCGGAUCCCCGUCUACGCCAAGCUGAAAGGCUCGCCGCUCACGGCGCUCGUCCUGAGCUUCGGCGGGAAUCCGCUGCACUGCAACUGCGAGCUGAUGUGGCUGCGGAGACUGACCCGCGAGGACGACCUGGAGACGUGCGCCUCACCCCGGGAGCUGGCCGGCAAGUACUUCUGGACCAUCAAGGAGGAGGAGUUCACGUGUGAGCCGCCCAUGAUCAUGCGCCACAGCCCCAAGACCUUCGUGAUGGAAGGUCAGCGCGUGAGCUUGCGCUGUAAGCACAUCGGCGACCCCGAGCCGUCCACCCACUGGGUCAGCCCCGACGGCAAGGUGAUCGGCAACACGUCGCGCACCACCUGCUACGAGAACGGGACGCUCGACAUCCACACCACCACCGUCAAGGACUCGGGGAUGUUCACGUGCAUCGCAUCCAACGCAGCCGGGGAGGCCACAGAGAAGGUGGAGCUCGUGGUCAACCCAUCGCCCCAUUACAACCCCAAGCUGGAACCAGAACCGGGUCCGUCCGACAUGCCCACCUCCAUCAAGUCCAACGCCAGCGGCGGCCACUCCAAGACCGACCAGCCCCGAGUAAGCGUGUCCGAGCUCACCUCCUCGUCCGUUAUCGUCCACUGGCCCCCACAGAGCGAGAUCCCCGGGGUGCGCAUGUACCAGAUCCAGUACAACAGCUCCACCGACGACAUCCUCAUCUACAGGAUGAUCCCUGCUUCCCACCGGCUCUUCCAGCUGAGCGACCUGGCGUCGGCGCGGGACUACGACCUGUGCGUGCUGGCCGUGUACGACGACGGCGUGACCACGCUGACCGCCACGCGCCUGGUGGGCUGCGUGGCCUUCAGCACCGAGCGUGACUACCACCAGUGCCGCUCGCUCCACGACCAGUUCCUGGGCGGCACCAUGAUCAUCAUCAUCGGCGGCAUCAUCGUGGCCUCGGUGCUCGUCUUCAUCUUCAUCCUCCUCAUGAAGUACAAGCUGCACAGCAACCACUACAAGCAGAAGGCCGCGCGCGUCAGCAACGUCUGCUCCCAGACCAACGGCCAGGCGGCCGGGGAGGCGUCACCAGCGGGCCGGUGGGGUCAGUCCGGAGGGCCGGCGGCUCCAACGCCCGUGGUGGCCCCAGGGGCGAGCGUGGUGGCCAAGCUCCAGGGCCCGAUGGCGCUGGAUAGGCAUGAGCCCCAGGAGGGAGGCUGCUACGGGGCCCUGAAGGGCACCACGGUGGUGGACUUGAACCCGGAGUACCGCAAGUCGGUGAAGGACGACGACGCCAUCUCGCAAUAACACAGGCAUCUUCUGUCUGGAAUCUGAACUCCACUGCCUGGCUAGACACACCACGGAUGCCAGUCCACCGCGGCGUUCCAGGGACUGGCCACAAGCCAGACACCACAUUCUUCUGGAGUCAGUCCGACUGUCCUUUAUGCAACUCUACCCAGGAUCCGGGGAGAAAAGUUCCCAGCCCGGGUCAACCACUUCCUUCCCGGAGGCCUGCUGGGGGAACCAAACAAACAAACAAACAAACAAGCAAAAGCACACAAAAAAAUAAAUAAAAACAUAGACACUAACCCAGGCGGAUGGACACAUAAUAUGGAAGUGACAUUACCAGUGUGUUUCUGUGUGGAAAUGUCAGUCAUGCCCAUACCGUUACUUUUUUUUUUUACUUUGAACAUUUUUCAACAUCAGAAAUGAGAGACCAUUGGUCUGAACAUUUUGUGACUUGCUGGCUAAUUGACGACAGACUUCAUGCUGAAGCUCUUGGAUUUUCUUCACCUUCACACAAUGGUAACAUGCCAAAGGAACUACAAAAUUGGGAUCCACAUACUCUGGGAGUUUCUCAGAGGCCUAUGGAGUCAGACAUAUUAGCGCAUCUUUUUUUAAUAAUGUCACUGCAACAAUACAGAGCGUUUUUAUUUGUCCUUUGGCAAAGUCUAGGGCACUUUAUUAUUUCCUGUCUUUUCUUAAUGCCCCCUAACACUCUCUCUCUUCCUCUAUCUCUAUACAUUCAUUCUGAGUCUCACUGUCUCUCUCUGUCUCUUUCUGUAUUUUGGAGACUUGAAUAUGGUGUACUUGUGAAGAAGAAGAUGAAGGCGUGAAUUCCAAACUCUCUGGCGCCCCCUACAUGUGGGAGUACAUAAGGUUCUGGCCUUGACUUGAGAGACACUCUAGGGACCUCCGGGACUCCGGGAUUAUUAUGAUCGAUCCAGACUGGAUGCUAACGAACACUGGCUGGGUUUGGUAUCACCAACAGGAGCUUCUGACAGACCAUUCAUAUAGACUGUGUUGAAAGCUUCCCCUGGCUAAGAAAAAAAGAGCCAGCCAUGAGAUUUAAAAAAAAAAAGGGUACUUUUUUAUUUUCUUUCGACUCUACUCCAGUUGACUGUGUACGUGAUUGUAUGUGAGGUACACCUUCGGUCAUUUCUGAUUUGAUAACCAUUUUUUGUUGAAUUAUUAAAUAAUGAUAACAAAUGGAGAUGGAAUUUUAUGCUUUCAUAGGUACAAUAUGUGGAUUUAUAAAGAAAUAAAGUAUUUUUCUUCAA